AAAAAAAGUAACAGCUUUCCAUCUGAUUUUCCAGUUCAUACACUACCCAUCCUCGACGCCAUAUAUAGAAUAUGCCAAGGGACAGUUUGCUCUACGCUUGCCAUGGAUUUUGUAGGCGGCUCACUAAAACUCAAGAAUGUCAAGAAAAAACCGCUGAAAAAGAAAAAGAAAAGCUCCAAAAAACUUAGUGAAAAGAUUGAAAAGCAUACCGCGGCUGAAAACGAUGAUUCCAAGGAAGGAGAUCCAUCAGACUAUCAGAUGCUACGAAUUUCAGAAACCCAAGAGGAGGCAAGGAGUCCAACAGAAGCUGAACGACAAUUUGAAGCUAUACAAGAGAAGCGACUUCUUGAAAAAGCCCGAAAAGAGCGAUUUAAGACUCAUAAAGACAAAGUCGAUGAUUACAAUCGACUUUUGGAUAGCCAAUCUGAACACUUUGAAAUGCCAAAAAUUGGACCUGGUUAAAGAAGCUUCUUUUCUUCUGAAAAGGCUCACUUAUUCCUUCCUUUCUUCUUUUUCUCUUUUUCUCUUUUUGUUUUUUCCCAAUUUAACGAAAUUGAAUGAUGACUAUAAAUGAUUUAACAAAAAGGAGCAUAGGUCGUAAAUGCUCUAUCGAUUUGUAACGCGAAUGUCGUAAACAUAAGUUAACGCUAGUGACUGUAUCUUUAUCCAAAAUAGUGAGAAACUAAAAGACAGUGAAUGUUAGAAUCCAUUGAAAUGUGAUAACAUACUAUUAAAAGAUUUACCGAAAAUACGGUAUAUGGUCUUUGUAUGACUAUACUUGGAA
Molecule: messenger RNA, 784 nt
Organism: Schizosaccharomyces cryophilus OY26
Lineage: Eukaryota; Fungi; Ascomycota; Schizosaccharomycetes; Schizosaccharomycetales; Schizosaccharomycetaceae
Exons: 1
Coding region: 103-462 (119 amino acids)
Cellular component (GO): nucleolus
Source: RefSeq, a predicted model, not a curated record